AUGGGGAACGACGGGGGGACUAUAGCCAAGAGACAAGAUAUCUUAUCAUUACAUUCCCAAUUUAAUGGUUCAGAUUCAAAAUCCCAACAAGGCGCUGAUGAUAUUGAAUCAACUUUAUUAACCACUUGCGCUAUAUCAUCAUUACCAUUAUAUUCAUUAAAUGGUCUUGUUCCUAUUGUGGGAGAUUAUAAAGGAAGGUUAUAUAUCAAAGAGAAAAUCUUGGAAUAUAUCAUUAAACAAAAAUUUGAUAAAUCAAGUUUAAAACCAGCAUAUGCUCAUAUUAAAUCAUUAAAGGAUUUAAUUGAAGUCAAUAUCAAAUGGAUAAAAGAUGAUGAAUCAGAUACAUAUCAUAUCCAAUGUCCUGUCACCAAGGAACUGCAAUCUUUCAAAGCCUCCUAUGCUUAUCUUCGACCAUGUGGAUGUGUGUUAUCAUAUAAAGUAUUGGAAGAAGUAUCAUCAAGUUUUACUCAUACUGAAGUACCAUUCCCAAGUUUAUGUCCUGUUUGUGAAAAGGAAUUUCAAUUUAAUUAUGAUAUCGUGAUUAUAAAUCCUUUGAAAAAUACUGACAAUGAUGAAUUUAAUGAAUCUAAUUAUAAAUAUCUUGGUGAUGUUCUUGGUUUAACUCAUUCAAAAGCUAUAAAGCAAAAGAAGAAAUCAAAGACAAAAUUACUGCCGCUUAAAAGAAAAUUACAAGAUGAAGUGAUUGACGAUGAUGAUAAUACGAGUGAUAAUGAUUCCUCGAAAAGGGUAAAGGUUUAA
Messenger RNA from Scheffersomyces coipomensis, 759 nucleotides. RefSeq lists its product as uncharacterized. Lineage: Eukaryota; Fungi; Ascomycota; Pichiomycetes; Serinales; Debaryomycetaceae. The transcript has a single exon. Bases 1 to 759 code for a protein of 252 amino acids. Gene Ontology annotation, cellular component: nucleus. Gene Ontology annotation, biological process: mitotic DNA replication termination; site-specific DNA replication termination at RTS1 barrier. The record is from RefSeq and is a predicted model, not a curated record.